Messenger RNA from Melospiza georgiana, 785 nucleotides. RefSeq names its product S100 calcium binding protein A16 (gene S100A16). NCBI's taxonomy places the organism in Eukaryota, Metazoa, Chordata, Aves, Passeriformes, Passerellidae. The transcript has 3 exons. The record is from RefSeq and is a predicted model, not a curated record. The coding region runs from base 45 to 365 and encodes 106 amino acids. Gene Ontology annotation, cellular component: nucleus; perinuclear region of cytoplasm. Gene Ontology annotation, molecular function: calcium ion binding.
CCCGCCGCAGCCGUGAAGCAACAGCGAGGGCAGGGCCGGGCACCAUGGCCGAGUGCACGGAGCUGGAAUGGGCCGUGCAGGUGCUGGUGAACAACUUUGACAAGUACUCGAGCCGCUGCUGCUGCUGCAAGAACCCGCGGCGCAUCAGCAAGAAGGAUUUCCGCAAGAUGCUCAGCCGCGAGCUCAACCACAUGCUGACGGACACGGGGAACCGCCGCGCCGCCGACAAACUCAUCUGCGACCUGGAUGAGAACAAGGACGGGCGCAUCAGCUUCGAGGAGUACUGGACCUUGAUAGGCGGCAUCGCCAGCCCCAUCGCGCAGAUCAUCCGCCAGCAGGAGCAGAGCGUCAAACACACCAAGUAGACGCUGCUGGAACCCCCGGAACCCCCCAGCUCCUCCCAUUCCCCGCUUUUUAAAUUUCAUUUCAUUUUAUUUUAUUUUAUUUUAUUUUUUGUUUUUUUUUGUGCCUGCCCCGAGCCUCCGGGACCCCCCAGCUCCUCCCAUUCCGCGAUUUUGUUUUCUCUUCUCCUCAGGUUGUAGCAGAUAAUUUAACAGCAUUGGAUGGCGUUAAAUUUCAUACCUUGAAUCGCGUCUGAGAUUUUAGAUUGAAUUAUGUCUGAAUAUUCGUCAUUUUCUUAGAGGAUGAAUCUCCCCAAUGCUGUGGGGCGGGAAUUUUGUCUGUGCUCAGAAAUCCCAACACUCGGGGGUCCCCCAAACUGGGGGGGGGGGGUCUCUUUUUCUCCUUUUUUUCCCCAAAAAAACCUUGGGCAAAGGGGGGGUUGU